Molecule: messenger RNA, 815 nt
Organism: Ipomoea nil (Japanese morning glory)
Lineage: Eukaryota; Viridiplantae; Streptophyta; Magnoliopsida; Solanales; Convolvulaceae
Product: nudix hydrolase 1-like
Exons: 2
Coding region: 47-505 (152 amino acids)
Biological process (GO): dGTP catabolic process
Cellular component (GO): cytosol
Molecular function (GO): 8-oxo-7,8-dihydrodeoxyguanosine triphosphate pyrophosphatase activity
Source: RefSeq, a predicted model, not a curated record
CGUUUCAGUUCUCUCCGUUGCUUUUAUCGAUUUUGGACAGUCAACAAUGACCUGCAAAAUGGAAAAUGGCGACGCAUCGCCGCCGUCGCCACCGCCGGUGCCUAAGGUAGGGGUGGCGGUGUUUUUAUUAAAUGGAAAUAAGGUGCUGUUAGGCCGUCGCCUCUCUUCCAUCGGCUACAACACCUUCGCCCUCCCCGGCGGACACCUAGAGUUCGGAGAAAGUUUUGAAGAAUGUGCAGCCAGGGAGGUGAAGGAGGAGACCGGAUUGGAUAUUGAUAAAACCGAGCUCUUAACAGUUGUCAACAAUGUGAUCACAGAGAAAGUGCACGUUGUUUGCGUCCUAUUACGAGCAAUCCUGGUUGAUCCUGCUCAGGUUCCGCAAAAUCUUGAGCCUGAGAAGUGUGGUGGUUGGGAAUGGUAUGAUUGGAACGAGCUCCCAAAGCCACUCUUUGGACCUUUGGAGGAUGUGGUUCAGGCUGGGUUUAAUCCAUUCCCUACAAACUAAAACCAUUUCCUUAGAUUAUCGCAGAUUUUCAGACGGAUCAAACCUCCAUUUGCUGCUGCAAAUGAAAAUGGAAAAUCACAUAUCAAUGUUCGGGUGUAAAACUAAAAAGCACGAUCCAUUUAUUAUCAUGUUCGUAGUCUCCAAUCUAUUCGGGAAAAAAUUUAUGAAAACUAAUAUUAUGUACACUCUGAUUUAAUUUGUAGCCUAUCUAGUUUAGUAUUUAGGUGGAUCCACUUUGCUGGUUGCUACAAGUAUUUUGCUGUGGGUAUAGUUUAUGUUUCUGUGUAUAUGUUUGAAUUGUUCACUACAA